CCCCUGAUUUUUGGGUUGGAUGCUUGAGAGCUUUUGUUUCCCUUGUACUGAGGGUGGCCCAGCUGUGUCUGAACCUCCCAUCCCCCAUCCUCCUUUCCAUUUUCUAGCCAGGAGAAAAGGUGGUGGGGGACAAGAAGGAAAGGAGAGAGAGUGUUGCCUGGCGUGCUGCCACACAGGGACGCUGUGAGGGCAACAGCUGUCUUUUGAUCAACUAAGGAGUAUGAGCCUCCUGGAGGACAGCAUGAGCUCUAGACACUUCAGGAGUCCUCAGCUAGUGACAUGGGCGAUAUGGAUCAACUCAUAAACAACUUGCAGGUCCAACUUAAUUCAGAAGGUGGCUCAAUGCAGGUAUUCAAACAGGUCACUGGCCCUGUUCUCACCAGAGAUCUCAGUGAGACAGCAAACAGAAAUAAUAUGACGUCUCCACCACUCUUGGAAGCCAAUCCCAUGGCAAACCCAACACUGUUUAAUGACAUCAAGAUUGAGCCCCCAGAAGAACUUCUGUCUAAUGAUGCUAGCCUGCCCCAGGUGGAACCAGUUGACCUCUCCUUUCACAAACCCAAGGCUCCUCUCCAGCCUGCUAGCAUGCUACAAGCUCCAGUACAUCCUGGCAAGCCACAGUCUGCUCCCCAGACUCCUGUGGUAUCCACUUCAACAUCUGACCUGAGUGCUUCAGCAAACAUUCCUACCAUUCUAACUCCAGGCUCUAUCAUUGCCUCCUCUCAGGGCACUGGCAGCCAGCAGAUCUUACAUGUGAUUCAAACCAUUCCCUCAGUUAGUCUGCCAAAUAAGAUGGGUGGCCUGAAUACCAUUCCUGUGGUGGUGCAGUCUCUGCCUAUGGUGUAUACUGCAUUGUCUGUAGCUGGGGGCCCUGCAGCAAUUACAGUCCCACUCAUUGGAGGAGAUGGUAAAAAUACUGGAUCAGUGAAAGUUGACCCUACCUUCAUGUCUCCACUUGAGAUUCAAAGUGACAGUGAGGAGAGUGCAACCGAGAGUGGAUUCUCAGCCUUACAGAGUCUGCAGAGACUACAGCAAGAAACAACAACAAUGGCCCAAAUGCACAGAGAAGAAUCAUUUGACUUGAAGAGAAGACGAAUUCACCAAUGUGACUUUGUAGGAUGCAGCAAAGUGUAUACCAAAAGCUCUCACCUGAAAGCUCACCGCAGAAUCCAUACAGGAGAGAAGCCUUAUAAGUGCACCUGGGAUGGCUGCUCCUGGAAAUUUGCUCGCUCAGAUGAGCUCACCCGCCAUUUCCGCAAGCACACAGGCAUUAAGCCCUUCCAAUGCCCAGACUGCAGCCGCAGCUUUUCUCGUUCUGAUCACCUGUCUCUUCACCGCCGACGCCAUGACAACACGUGAACAGCAUAGGCCUUAUUAGUGGAACUGUAAUGAUCUCUUUUCUGUGUUUGUGCUGAGGUCAAGACUAUGUUUUUCUCUUUGACUUCAACGUGUUUCUGGGACAGAGUUGAUGGAGACUGGAGGAAACUGCUUGUCUCCCAUGGGGCUGUUCAUAU
Molecule: messenger RNA, 1514 nt
Organism: Otolemur garnettii (small-eared galago)
Lineage: Eukaryota; Metazoa; Chordata; Mammalia; Primates; Galagidae
Gene: KLF8
Product: Kruppel like factor 8
Exons: 6
Coding region: 280-1359 (359 amino acids)
Biological process (GO): regulation of transcription by RNA polymerase II
Molecular function (GO): DNA-binding transcription factor activity, RNA polymerase II-specific; RNA polymerase II cis-regulatory region sequence-specific DNA binding
Source: RefSeq, a predicted model, not a curated record